CAGCAGUAGGUACAUUUUAAAUCUCUCAUUGGAGCCGCACUGCACCAAAGUGCUCUCGUGUUUAUUUUCAUAACAAUGCAUUGGAUCUUCACCUGCACCCUGCUUCUUCUUUUAAAUCUAUUUGAAGCUUCUGGCAAGUAUGUCUAUAUUAAAGAACCAAAGACUUGGUCUGCAGCUCAGCAGUACUGUCAACAGGAAUACGCUGGCCUGGCUCCUGUCAGCAACCAACAGGACAUUGUCAAAAUGAUGGAGCUUGUCAACGGAAACUUUAUCCCAUCUUGGAUCGGAAUGGAGGACAAUGAUAUAGAAGUAGAGCAAUUGAAGAUUUGGGGGGGUGGAAAGAUGCUUUUUCCAACUCCAGGUGAAUCCACAAGCCUUCAAGGGGCAAACAGCAGCCCCACUACUGACUACUAUGUGGGUCUACAAACAACAGCCCCUUUUUUUUGCUACAAACCAGUCGUGGUGAGGAAGAAAAAGAGCUGGGAGGAUUCUUGGAGCUAUUGCAAAGAACACCAUAACAUGCUGGCCAGUGUGACAUCGGUAGCAGAGAUGCAACUUAUCCAGAAGGAAUUGAGCAAAGUUCCCACCACUGAACGUGUCUGGAUCGGUUUGCAUUUUUUUCCUGGGGACGAAUGGCUGUGGGUGGACAGCCAGCCUCUGGAUUAUGAGGUGUGGGGUUCAGGAAAAAAGCCACAGUGUCCAAAGGUGAACACAGAGUGUGCAGCCUUGCAGGUGACCAAGCAGAAUAUCAGCAGCUUUAUAAGCAAUUCAGUUGGCUCUGGAGAUACUUCAGGUAACUCUGGAAGUAAUCCUGGUAACCCUGGAAAUACAUCUGGUAACACUGGGGGUAACCCAGGUAACUCUGGAGGGAAUCCUGGUAACUCUGGAAGUAACCCAGGUAACUCUGGAGGCAAUCCUGGUAACUCUGGAAGUAACCCAGGUAACUCUGGAGGCAAUCCUGGUAACUCUGGAAGUAACCCAGGUAACUCUGGAAGUAACCCAGGUAACUCUGGAGGCAAUCCUGGUAACUCUGGAAGUAACCCAGGUAACUCUGGAAGUAACCCAGGUAACUCUGGAGGCAAUCCUGGUAACUCUGGAAGUAACCCAGGUAACUCUGGAAGGAACCCAGGUAACUCUGGAGGCAAUCCUGGUAACUCUGGAAGUAACCCAGGUAACUCUGGAAGUAACCCAGGUAACUCUGGAAGUAACCCAGGUAACUCUGGAGGCAAUCCUGGUAACUCUGGAAGUAACCCAGGUAACUCUGGAGGGAAUCCUGGUAACUCUGGAGGGAACCCUGGUAACUCUGGAGGUAACCCUGGUAACUCUGGAGGGAACCCUGGUAACUCUGGAAGCAACCCAGAUAACUCUGGAGGUAAUCCAGGUAACUCUGGAAGUAAUCCAGGUAACUCUGGAGGGAAUCCAGGUAACUCUGGAGGUAAUCCUGGCAACUCUGGAGGUAAUCCAGGUAACUCUGGAGGGAAUCCAGGUAACUCUGGAGGUAAUCCAGGUAACUCUGGAGGUAAUCCUGGAAACUCUGGAGGUAAUCCAGGUAACUCUGGAGGUAAUCCUGGUAACUCUGGAGGUAAUCCAGGUAACUCGGGAGGGAAUCCCUGGUAACUCUGGAGGGAAUCCUGGUAACUCUGGAUGUAAUCCAGGUAACUCUGGAAGUAAUCCUGGUAACUCUGGAAGCAAUCCUGGUAACUCUGGGAGUACUCCUGGUAACUCUGGAUGUAAUCCAGGUAACUCUGGAACUAAUCCAGGUAACUCUGGACGUAGACGACGUAACACUGUAGAUAAUCUAAGUAAUUCCAAUGUUUCUGGAGGUACUUCAGUAUCAGGAAUUAUUGACCCAGUUGAUUCUCUGUGGAAUGCUCAUAAUUGUGAGGAAAAACUGCAUUUUAUCUGCUAUUAGCUCUAACAUCUUUUCAA
Messenger RNA from Cyprinodon tularosa, 1929 nucleotides. RefSeq lists its product as uncharacterized. Bases 76 to 1617 code for a protein of 513 amino acids. Lineage: Eukaryota; Metazoa; Chordata; Actinopteri; Cyprinodontiformes; Cyprinodontidae. The transcript has 2 exons. The record is from RefSeq and is a predicted model, not a curated record.